This is a messenger RNA of Pyrgilauda ruficollis (rufous-necked snowfinch), 1017 nucleotides long. Its product is annotated as diphosphomevalonate decarboxylase-like. The record is from RefSeq and is a predicted model, not a curated record. The transcript has 6 exons. Lineage: Eukaryota; Metazoa; Chordata; Aves; Passeriformes; Passeridae. Gene Ontology annotation, cellular component: cytosol. The annotation marks the transcript as partial. Gene Ontology annotation, biological process: isoprenoid biosynthetic process; isopentenyl diphosphate biosynthetic process, mevalonate pathway. Gene Ontology annotation, molecular function: diphosphomevalonate decarboxylase activity.
CCCCUGCCUGUCCCCGCAGUGUCGGCGCUGGCCCGGCUCUACGGGCUGGAGGAGGAGCUGUCCGAGGUGGCCCGGCGGGGCUCGGGCAGUGCCUGCCGCAGCAUGUUCGGGGGCUUCGUGCAGUGGCAGCGCGGGGAGCGCCCCGAUGGCACCGACAGCCUGGCCCUCCAGGUGGCCCCCGAGACGCACUGGCCGGAGCUCCGCGUCCUCGUCCUGGUGGUCAGUGGGGAGAAGAAGCCGGUGGGCAGCACGGCAGGCAUGCAGACCAGUGUGGAGACCAGUCCCCUGCUGAAGCACCGGGCAGAGGUGGUGGUCCCCGAGCGCCUGGCCCAGAUGAUGCAGCACAUCCGGGACCGUGACUUUGAGGGCUUUGGCCAGCUGGCCAUGAGGGACAGCAACCAGUUCCACGCCACCUGCCUCGACACCUUCCCGCCCAUCUUCUACCUGACGGACGUGUCGCGCCACGUCAUCGCGCUGGCACACCGCUACAACGCCCACCACGGCCACACCAAGGUCGCCUACACCUUCGACGCCGGCCCCAACGCCGUCAUCUUCGCGCUGGCCGACACCGUGGCCGAGUUCGUGGAGGUGGUGAGGCGCAGCUUCCCCCCGGCCACCAACGGGGACCAGUUUGUCCGGGGGCUGCCCGUGGGCCCGGCCGCGCUGCCGCGGGAGCUGGAGGGCGCCGUGCUGGCCGAGCCCGUGCCGGGGGCUGUGCACUACAUCCUGCACACCAAGCCUGGCCCCGGUCCCCAGCUCGUGGAUGACCCCAGCCAGCACCUCCUGGGCCCGGAUGGGCUGCCCCGGAGCCGUGCCUGACCCCGGUGACACUCGGGGACAGCCGGGACACGCCAGGGGGACUCUGCUGAUGCCACAGGGGGACUCUGCCAGUGCCACCAGCGGGCCUCAGGACUCUGAGCCAGGCCUGCUGCAAAGCUGUCCCCAGCCCUGGGGCAGGAUGUCACCCCGGGGCUGGUUUUUAAUCUUUUGUAAGGAAAUAGAGGAUUCCUGGUUCCA